Molecule: messenger RNA, 1704 nt
Organism: Williopsis jadinii
Lineage: Eukaryota; Fungi; Ascomycota; Saccharomycetes; Phaffomycetales; Wickerhamomycetaceae
Exons: 2
Coding region: 1-1704 (567 amino acids)
Biological process (GO): amino acid transmembrane transport
Cellular component (GO): membrane
Molecular function (GO): amino acid transmembrane transporter activity
Source: RefSeq, a predicted model, not a curated record
AUGGCGACCACGGCACUUUGGAAGCGUCAACACGUCGCUAGGAACUUCACCUUUUGCAGCGGACGAAUGACACAGUGGAGGGAAAAGUCUUUCGACUCUGGUGUGGAUGAGGCAAAGGAACACUUGGAGUCACAGCCUUCCAUCAUCGCCGAGGAGGAAGAUGAUCUCCACAGGGGCUUGAAGGCUAGACAUAUCCAGCUUAUGGCUCUUGGUGGUGCAAUUGGUACUGGUCUCUUUGUGGGGUCUGGUGCUGCUUUGGCCAAGUGUGGGCCAGCAGGUUUGCUCACAGGUUACUUGAUCCUUUCCACUGUCAUUUACUUUGUCAUGAACGCUCUUGGUGAAAUGGUGUGUUAUAUUCCUCAACAAGGUGGUGCUAUUUCAGACUUGGCCAAGAAGUACGUGAGCCCAUCUCUUGGCUUCGCCACAGGAUGGAUCUACUACUAUACCUUUGUCAUACUGAUCUGUUCUGAAGUUACAGCCGCAGCUCUGGUGAUUGAAUAUUGGACUAAAAAAGUUCAUAUUGCUGUAUGGAUCAUCAUUUUCGUUGCUGUUAUCAUUGGACUGAACUUCCUGGCUGUCAAGUACUAUGGUGAGUCCGAGUUUUGGUUUGCAUCUUUGAAGAUUAUCUGUAUUGUUGGGCUGAUCAUCCUCGGUGUCGUCAUCUUCUUCGGUGGUGCUCCAAACCAACACGGAGUUCUAGGAUUCCACUACUGGAAAACACCGGGUGCCUUUGCUUACCACUUGCUUCCAGGCAACACUGGUAGAUUCUUGGAUUGUUGGACUGGAGUCAUCAAAUCUGGGUUUGCCUUUAUCGUUAGUCCUGAAUUAGUUGCCAUUGCCAGUGCAGAAACUCAGAGACCAAGAAGAAACAUCAACAAAGCUGCCAGAAGAUUUGUAUACAGACUUAUGUUCUUCUAUAUUCUCGGUACUUUGGUCAUUGGUGUAAUGGUUCCUUAUAACAACCCAGACUUGAUGUCGGGAACUGGUAAUGCCUCUGCUUCUCCAUUCGUCAUUGGCAUCCAUCUGGUUGGUAUCCAUGUUCUUAACCACAUUAUUAACGCUGUUAUCCUGUCAUCGGCUUGGUCUUCAGGUAACUCCUUCUUCUAUGCUGCUUCCCGUUUCCUCAAGUCUAUGGCUGAUGUUGGCGAUGCCCCAAAGAUCUUCAGAAGAACAAACAAAUACGGUGUUCCUUACAUUGCAUGUGGUCUCACAGCUGCCCUCUCUAUGAUCUCUUUCCUUAACGUCUCCAGUUCAGGUGCCAAUGUCUUUGCCUGGUUCUCAAACUUGUGUACUAUUUCCGGUUUCAUUGGCUGGAUCAUCAUUGGUGUUUGCUACCUCAGAUGGAGAAAGGCUGUGUUUUACAACGGUCUUUGGGAUCGUGUGCCAUUUAAAACACCAUUGCAACCUUAUGGUACUUAUUACUUUAUGUUUGUCAUUACACUGGUUUGUAUCACGAAUGGUUAUGCAGUGUUCUUCGACUUCAACGGCCCAGACUUUGUUGCUGCUUAUUUGACCUUACCUGUGUUCUUCUUGUUGUAUUUCGGUCACAAGCUGUUCACUAGAGAUUGGAGUUGGGGUCAUCCAGUUGAUGAAAUUGAUGUUAUUACUGGCCUUGAUGAAGCAGAACAGAUUGAAGCAGAUUUCGAGGCUAAAACCAUUCCACCAACUACCGUUUGGGGUAAGUUCAUUGACUGGUUGCUGUGA